ACAUACAUUAAUAUACAUAUAUAUUUAUUUUUUUUAUUAUAGUGGAGAAUAAAACCAGGCAAAUCCAAAAGUCUGCUCAUUUAAUAGAUAAUAAUGUAUUUUAUUGUCAUUACAUAACCUACUUACUGAUAAACUGAACAAAUUGCAUCAGGCUUCAUAAAACACGUCCAUAUAUUUAUAUUUGUUUUAUUCUGUAUUCUGUCGCCUCGUCACAUAAUUAUGUAACAGCUAAACAUUUUUAUUUUUUAAUCCAAUUAUCUGCAUUGUUGAUCCACUCAUUCAUCUAUUUUUAUGUUUUAGCUGCUCGCCCCUCCUGACGUAACUUUACCAUCUAUUCACUUUAUUUAAUUAUUUCCCCUCCCAGAAAAAAAAAGAGAAAAAGCCCGAAGCUUCUUUCCGUUUUCCUUCCCUAACAUGAGCGCCUCAGUCAGCAGGGGGCCGCACAUAGUAGCCGCGAUCAUAAUAAUAAUAAUCAUGCAUUUGAGGAAAGCCUGCCGCCGACCCGCCGCCGCUCCGCACGCACCCAACACGGCCGCGCUGUGAUGGAGCUGCGCGCUUGAAGCUUCAUGUGUCCGGCGGGACUGCCCCUGGCUUUUUUUUUUCUGGGGAAGAUCAUAUUGGAUCAUAUUGUUUGCAGGACGUUGUUCCUCCUGCAGCCCCCCCAGUCUAUCCCGACGUAGUUGUGAAUUGAACAUGGCGACUGUACCAGUGUAUUGCAUCUGCAGAUUACCUUACGACGUGACCCAGUUUAUGAUCGAGUGCGAUGCUUGCAAGGACUGGUUCCACGGCAGCUGUGUUGGGGUGGAUGAAGACGAUGCUCCAGAUAUCGACAUUUAUCACUGUCCAAACUGCGAGAAGACCCACGGCAAGUCCACACUGAAAAAGAAAAAGAACUGGAGCAAACAUGACACGGGCCAAAGCACGGACAUCAAAGCUGUUCAGAACGGCAGUCAGGUGUUCAUCAAGGAGCUUCGCAGCAGAACCUUUCCCAGCGCCGAGGACGUGGUGGUGAAGCUCGGCGGCGGCCAGCUGACGUUGGACUAUCUGGAGGAGAACGGCUUCAACGAGCCCAUCCUGGUCCACAAGAAGGACGGUCUGGGCCUGUCCAUGCCCGCCCCCACCUUCUACAUCAGCGAUGUGGAGAACUACGUCGGUCCUGACGUCGGCGUGGACGUCGUCGACGUCACCAAACAGACCGACAGCAAGAUGAAGCUGAAAGAGUUUGUGGACUAUUACUACAGCACAAACAGAAAGAAAGUGUUGAACGUCAUCAACCUGGAGUUCUCCGACACAAGGAUGAACAGCAUCGUGGAGAGUCCACAGAUCGUGCGGCGGCUGUCUUGGGUAGAAAACUACUGGCCUGAUGACGCUCUGCUCGGGAAGCCCAAAGUCACCAAAUACUGUCUGAUCUGCGUGAAAGACAGCUACACAGACUUCCACAUCGAGUGCGGCGGUGCCUCCGUCUGGUACCACGUCCUAAAGGGAGAGAAGAUCUUCUUCCUCAUCAAGCCCACGUCGGCCAACCUGUCUCUGUACGAGCGCUGGAGGUCGUCGUCCAAUCACAGCGAAAUGUUCUUCGCCGACCAGGUGGACAAGUGUUACAAAUGCACCCUGAAGCAAGGCCAGACCCUGUUCAUCCCGUCAGGCUGGAUCAAUGCAAUCCUCACUCCGGUCGACUGCCUGGCGUUUUCUGGACACUUUGUUCACAACCUGAGCGUGGAGAUGCAGAUGAGAGCGUAUGAAAUCGAGAAGCGGCUGAAGGUCAAGACUCUCACCCCUUUUCCCAACUUUGAGACGGCGUGCUGGUAUGUGGGACGCCACCUCCUGGAGCGCUUCAAAGGUUUACAUAAAGCAAACAAGCAACCAGCUCCAUACCUGAUUCAUGGUGCCAAAAUCAUCAAUGGAGCUUUCAGAGCUUGGACUAAGAAGCAGGCCCUCCUGGAACAUGAAGAUGAGCUUCCAGAGAACAUGAAACCAUCACAGCUCAUUAAGGAUCUUGCCAAAGAGAUCAGACUGUCAGAGAACGCAACAAAAGCCAUCAAGAGCGAGCCCGCCAUCAAGGUCCCAGUGGAGGAACCACCGUCCACCCACUCCGACCCGGAGGAGCCCGUUUCCCCGGCACACGUCCCGUCGCCCAGCAGAGAGAAAUCCAGAAAGAAAGCUUCCAAACCCCCCAAGCCUCCCAAGCCUCCCAAACCCCCGAAGAUGCCCAAGGCCCCCAAGCCUCCCAAGAUGCCGAAGGUUAAGGAAGGAGGAAAGAAGAAAGCGAAGAAGGCGAAGGAAUUGUCGCCGCCUCCCAAACCCUCCAGCUUUGCCGCGCUCGAGUCCCACGCCAAGGACAUCUUGAGUAAAAUGGACCAGCCGAAGAAGACGAAGGCUGUUAAGAAUGUUCUAAGCAUGUCAGAGAAGGAAAUAUCAAAGCAGAACAAUAUGGAGAAGUUUGAAAUCAGAGAGCAGAAUAAAAACAAGACUGAAGCAAAAUGGAAGUAUAAGAACAGUAAACCAGACUCGCUGCUGAAAAUGGAGGAGGAGUGCAAAUUUGACAGAACACCGCUGUCAGGCAAUAAAGACAGAUUCAGCUUUACUAUGUCUCACAGGAAGAUGCCCAGCUCCAAGACGCUGAAACCUCAGACCAACUCAAGUGUUUUUGGAUCAUUACAAAACCUGAAAGAGGACAAAAGCAAGCCAGUGAGAGACGAGUACGAGUACGUCUCAGACGAAGGGGAGCUGAAGAUUGACGAGUUCCCCAUCAGACGGAAAAAGAACACGGUCAAGAGAGAUCUUUCCUUUCUGUCAGACAUCAGAGAGCCCAUCCAGCCAGCCAAAAAGCCAAAGUUCCAGUCCUUAGUGACCAAGAACGUGGACUCCUCAGAUGAAGAGACUCUGCACAUAGACACGGAGGCCAAGCCGGAGGCGAAAAGUCGCAACUCUAAGGUGAAGAAAAAGGGCGGCAGCGCUGCAGGGAUCCUGGACCUGCUGCAGGCCAGCAAGCAAGUGGGCGGCAUCGACUACAGCGCCAACAGUCAGCCACCUGCAUCUCCCAGCACACAGGAGGCCAUUCAGGGCAUGCUGUCCAUGGCCAACCUGUCGUCUUCAGAGAGCUUGCAGCAGCCGUGGAGCAACAGCCAGUCCAAAAGCAAUAGCCAGUCCAAGAGCAACUCGCACAGCUCGCAGGCCAGCAAGAAGGCCGGCGGGGGAGCCGGCGGCGGCGGCGGCGGCAACAGCAAGCGACCCACCAAACGCCUCCCGAAGAAACCCAGAAAAAGCAGCAGCAUCGAGAGUCUGGACUACGACGACGACCAGGAUCACAUGGACGCAUGUUUCAAGGACUCCGACUACGUGUACCCGUCGCUGGAGUCCGAAGAGGACAACCCUGUUUUCAAGUCCAGAUCGAAAAAACGGAAAAGCAGUGACGACACUCCGUACAGCCCCACCGCUCGCGUUGGACCUUCAGUUCCUCGACAGGAGCGGCCGGCGAGAGACGGCGCCCGUGUGGCCUCCAUAGAAACCGGCCUGGCAGCAGCUGCGGCGAAGCUUUCUCAUCAGGAGGAGCAGCAGAAAACCAAGAAGAAGAAGAAAAGCACCAAAAAGAAGGCAAUAGUAAUCGAGGAGCCCCCGAAAAUCUCUCAGGACAGUAGCUCGCCGGAGCACAAUCUGGACUCCCAGGACGGCAGCCUGACGGACCACGAGUUCAACACUGGAACGGUCAAGUCGCCGGGAGGGCCGCAGCCCAUGGCGCCGGGCGUUUUCCUCAGCCAGAGGCGGCCGUCCAUGUCGUCUCCCAACAACAGCACCAACUCCACGAGCACCAACAGCAGCGGCAUGGCCAAGCUGGACCGCGUGGGCGCGUCAGAUGCCAAAGGUGAGCUUCAGCCG
Messenger RNA from Stegastes partitus (bicolor damselfish), 3876 nucleotides. It is a transcript of the gene phf2, whose product is annotated as PHD finger protein 2. NCBI's taxonomy places the organism in Eukaryota, Metazoa, Chordata, Actinopteri, Pomacentridae. The record is from RefSeq and is a predicted model, not a curated record. The annotation marks the transcript as partial. The transcript is spliced from 21 exons.